Cinclus cinclus is the source of this 4065-nucleotide messenger RNA. It is a transcript of the gene NCAN, whose product is annotated as neurocan. The coding region runs from base 1 to 4065 and encodes 1354 amino acids. The record is from RefSeq and is a predicted model, not a curated record. Lineage: Eukaryota; Metazoa; Chordata; Aves; Passeriformes; Cinclidae. Gene Ontology annotation, molecular function: calcium ion binding; hyaluronic acid binding. The transcript has 14 exons. Gene Ontology annotation, biological process: cell adhesion.
AUGGUCCAUGUGAUGGGGGAUGCCGCCUGCUGGCUCCUGCUCGGGCUCUCCCUCCUCCCCAUCGCCGUCCUGGGCUCGCAGGACGAGGGGAAGGUGAUCCACAUCACCAGGGUGCAGCACCAGGCGGUGCGCGCGGGGCUGGGGGAGCCCGUGACGCUGCCCUGCCUCUUCCUCCUGCACCCCUCGGCCUCCCUGGGGCCCAACGAGCCCCCGGAGCCUCCCCGCGUCAAAUGGAGCAAGGUGCGCUCGGCCAGCGGCCAGAGGGAGGACGUGCCCAUCCUGGUGGCCAAGGACAACGCGGUGAAGGUGGUCAAAGCCUACGAGGGGCGAGUGUCGCUGCCGGGCUACCCCAGUGACCGCUUGAACGCCACGCUGCAGCUGCGGGCGGCCCGUGCCAGCGAUGCGGGGCUCUACCGCUGCGAGGUGGUGGCGGGGAUCGAUGACGAGCAGGAUCUGCUGCCCCUCGAGGUGACGGGUGUUGUGUUCCACUACCGGCCCGCGGGCGAGCGCUACGCCCUGAGCUUCCCCGCCGCUCGCCGCGCCUGUCGCGACAACUCCGCCGUCAUCGCCUCCCCCCAGCACCUCCAGGCCGCCUUCGAGGAUGGCUACGACAACUGCGACGCCGGCUGGCUGAGCGACCAGAGCGUGCGGUACCCCAUCACCCUGUCCCGGCCCGGCUGCUACGGAGACAGGAGCAGCCUCCCCGGCGUGCGCAGCUACGGCCGCAGGGAGCCCGGCGAGCUCUACGACGUCUACUGCUACUCCCGGGAGCUGCGAGGUACCGUGUUCUACGCCACGGCUCCGGGGCGCUUCACCUGGCAAGGUGCCCGCAGUCACUGCCGGAGCCGCGGGGCAUCGCUGGCCACCACGGGCCAGCUCUACCUGGCGUGGCGAGAGGGGCUGGACCAGUGCGACCCGGGCUGGCUGGCCGAUGGCAGCGUGCGCUACCCCAUCCGCCAGCCCCGCAGGAAAUGCGGGGGGGAGGCCUCGGGGGUGCGGACCCUCUACCAGUUCCCAAAUCGCACCGGCUUCCCUCCCGCCGCUUCCAAAUUCGACGCUUAUUGCUACAAAGCCGCAGGGCACAGCGACGCGGAGGAGCCGGUGCUGCCGGUGCCACCCACGCCCGACCCGCCGAGCAGCGACAACGUGCUGGUGGAGCACAGCGAGGAGCUGGGCACAUCGGGGGACACCCGCGACACCCCCCGCGACCGCUACGACCUCCUGCCACGGCCGGGACCCGCGGGGCCGGGCAAGGAUGAGGACGAGCAGCUGCGGCCGGCCGGCGGUAGCCCGGUGGCACAGCACGGUGACCUCCGGGGCACCGCCCUGGCAGCGGCACCGGCGGCUCCAGAGCUGGGGACGGGCGCUGUGACAUCCCUGCCACCCACGGCGGCCACCUCUCUAGCGUGGCCCCACGACGAGGAGUCUCUGAACGCGGUGGAUGAGGCUCCGGAGAGUUCCCGGUGGGGUCCCCCAAGCGCCGGCCAGUCACAAGGAGACCCUGAGGGACCCCCGGCCACCCUCCUGUCACAGUUCCAGAGCCCAGCCCUGGAGCACGGCUCGUCCUUGGCACCGGCCGGGCUGGGGACUGUCCCCAGCGCCACCCCGGAGACCCCCAGCACCCCCCCGGGCAGCUCGAGGAGGAGCUACCCCGGCCUGAACGGGCGCUACUUCCAGCUCCAGCGGCACAGCCGCGACCCCGCGGUGGCAGCUGGGGACACCGCGGUGGCAGCGGGAAUUGUCACCCAGGUGCCCGUGCUGGUGCAGGAGGUGAAGGGAGCAGCAGCCAGCGCCGUGGAGCUGUGGAGCCUCCCCCCAGCCGGCAGCGAGAGCCCCCGGGAGGGUCCCCUGGCGUCCCCCGAGGCGCUGGGGGAGGACAUCAACCCCGAGCUCCCGGACACCUCCCCGGUGUCCCUCUCGCCGUCCCCGAGGGAUUCGGGGACCCCCACGGGGACCCCCCCGGUGCCAUCCCCUUCCCCCGCCACUCCCCGCGACCCUCGGGGCCACCGGGACAUCCCCGCGGGGGGGGCUCAGCCCCGCGUCCCCAGCGCCCGCGGGGACUCCCCGAGGCCACCCGAGGAUGCCACCGAGGACCUCUCCGGGGACAUCCCCUCGCAGGAGGGCGGUGGCUCCGUGCCGCCGCUGCCCCCGCUGCCCCCGGCCCCGCUGGUGGCCGAGGGUCCCGAGCUGUCCCCGCAGCCCCCCGGGAACGGCAGCGGGGCCCCGGCUGACGGCGCGCUGGAGAGGCAGAGGAAGGCGGUGACAUUCCUGCAGCCUGAGGGUCCCUCCGAGGGACACCCUGCCACCCCCGGCCACACCGAGGGGGCUCCUCCCGGGUCCCGGGGGGGAUCCAGCCCCACGGCUCCCCACGGGACGGCCGAGCCCAGCCAGGAGCAGCCGGAGGAAUCCAGGGAUGUUGGGAAUGGCGCGGCCGAGCCCAGCAGAGAAGCGGCCGCGUCCCCCUCGUCUUGGGAUGUCCCCUCAGCGUCCCCUUCCCCCACGGCCACCGAGGUGGUACUGUGGGCCAGCACCGAGCGGCCGGAGGAGGUGGCGGUGCUGGAGCCGGUGGCCGAGGAGGGGUCCACAGGCUUCGGUCCCCCAGACCCACAACCCACCCACCGCUCCGAGCCGGAGCCGGAAGCAGCCGAGCAGCUCCUCCUGUCCCCCCCGGGCCCCCGGCAGCCCCCCGCCACCUCCGGCCCCCCAACUGUCCCCAGACACGAGGAUGUGACACCAAGCCCCGGCGAGGAGGACGCCUCAGGGGAGGCCAGGAGGGAAGAGCCCCCCACGCCCCUCGGGCCCUGGCCGUCCCCUAGUGCCCCCCACCCGGGGGGAACAGAGCCCGCAGGGUCCCCGAGCGAGGGGCCAGAGCUGGGGGGCGCGGGGGGGUCCCCAGUGCUGGAUGCCGACAGCGGCAGCGGGGAGGAGCCGGCGUUGGACGAGCGGGAGCUGCUGGCCUGGGUGGGCAACGCCAGCGGGCACGCGCCGCCGGACCCGUGCCAGAACAACCCGUGCCUGCACGGCGGGACGAGCCGUGCCAACGGCACCGUGUGCGGCUGCAGCUGCGCCCCGGGCUUCACCGGCGAGAACUGCGAGAUCGACAUCGACGACUGCUUGUCCAGCCCGUGCCAGAACGGCGGCACCUGCAUCGACGAGGUCAAUUCCUUCGUGUGCCUCUGCCUGCCCAGCUACGGCGGCAGCCGCUGCGAGAAAGACACGGAGGGCUGUGACCACAACUGGCACAAGUUCCAGGGCCACUGCUAUCGCUACUUCGCUCGCCGGCGCUCCUGGGAGGACGCGGAGCGCGAUUGCAGGCGCCGGGCCGGGCACCUCACCAGCAUCCACUCGCAGGAGGAGCACGCCUUCAUCAACGGCUUCGGCCACGAGAACACCUGGAUCGGCCUCAAUGACCGCAUCGUGGAGCAGGACUUCCAGUGGACCGACAACACCGGCUUGCAAUACGAGAACUGGAGGGAGAACCAGCCCGACAACUUCUUCGCGGGCGGCGAGGACUGCGUGGUGCUCGUGUCCCACGAGAUCGGCAAGUGGAACGACGUGCCCUGCAACUACAACCUGCCCUACAUCUGCAAGAAAGGCACAGUGCUCUGCGGGCUCCCCCCGGAGGUUCCGAACGCUUUCCCGGUGGGAAAGAAGAAGGAGAAGUACAACAUCCACUCCAGCGUGCGCUACCAGUGCCACGAGGGCUUCACCCAGCGCCACGUGCCCACCAUCAAGUGCCACAGCACCGGCAAGUGGGACCGCCCCAAAAUCCUCUGCACAAAACGCGGUCUCACCGAGCGCGGCGGCACCGGCGGCACCGGCACAGCCACCCGCACCACCAGCACCACCACCACAAACCCCGCAAGGAGCGGCGAAAACACCGCCAGCACCUCCGGCUGGACUGGAUGGAGGAGGGCCACUACUUCUAGAGCCGGGCGAGCACAGAGGGGCCCCCCGGGGGAUGCGGUGAUGUCCCCCGCCCCCCUUUUCUCACCCCCAUCCUCCCCACCCCUCUUUUUUAACCCCCUUUUUGGCUUUAGCUCCUUAGGAUGCCCGGCCCCGUAG